Tachysurus fulvidraco (yellow catfish) is the source of this 1283-nucleotide messenger RNA. RefSeq names its product retinol binding protein 7a, cellular (gene rbp7a). The record is from RefSeq and is a predicted model, not a curated record. Lineage: Eukaryota; Metazoa; Chordata; Actinopteri; Siluriformes; Bagridae. Gene Ontology annotation, cellular component: cytosol; nucleus. The transcript has 4 exons. Gene Ontology annotation, biological process: fatty acid transport. The coding region runs from base 84 to 491 and encodes 135 amino acids. Gene Ontology annotation, molecular function: fatty acid binding.
AAAGCCUGAGAUCUCACACUGUUUCUAAGCUCAUUCUUGUUUCUCUAUCCUGCUGUGAUUCUUCUUGAUCAUCAUAAAAGAAAAUGCCUGCCAGCCUUUGUGGAACAUGGGAAAUUCUAAACAGCACCAAUCUGGAGGGAUACAUGAUUGCUUUGGGAAUCGGCUUGUACACUCGUAAGAUAGCUCUGAAGCUGAAGCAGCAUAAAGUGAUCGAGAAGGUCAGCGACAAGUAUGUGAUCAAAAGUCUCAGCUCCUUCAGGAACUAUGUGUUCACCUUCAGAGUGGGUGAGGAGUUUGACGAGUAUACUAAGGGAUUGGAUGAGAGAAACUGCAAGUCUUUGGUGACAUGGAAAGGAAACAGGAUGGUGUGCAUUCAGAAGGGUGAGAAGAAAAACAGAGGUUGGGCUCACUGGAUCGAGGAUGAUAAACUACACCUGGAGCUUUAUUGUGAGGACCAAAUCUGCAAACAAGUUUUCAAAAGAGUGGCUUAAAGCAUAACUUUGCAUCUCAAUGAGGAAGAAGUGUAGGUGACACUGUGUAGACUAUGGGCUUGUCCUCUCUGGCAUGAUCAAUGUUCAUCAGGAGAGCUGGAACUCUCAGCAAGCUUUUGUAACUAAGGGCAAUGCUGUCAAGGCAAAAGAGAACCCCCAGUCCUGGAGAAGCACAGUGUUUACUGUUCCUUAGCACAUCAGAUUAGCUAAUAAGCAAUCUGUAGGCUCUGAGUUGUGCUAUAACAGUGAAAUAAAUAAGAAGUUGUUAUGUGACUGUACAAUUCACAUUAUUUCUGUUCUCUAUGUCACCACUAGGAGGCGAUAUAACAUUAUAAGUGAGUUACAUUUACAACAGACACAGUUACCCAGAGUGACUUACAUUUGAUUUCAAUUUAUACUACUGAACAAUUGAGGGUUAAGGGCCUUUCUCAGGGGCCCAGUAGUGGCAGCUUGAUGGACCUAGGAUUCAAACUCUUGACCUUCUGGUUAUUAAUCAAACACCUUAACCACUAGGCUACCACAUCCCAGUUUCUAAUAGUUUGCCUUACUGGUGCUGUAGUUUUCUAUUACAUACAUCUGUCAUUUGUUAUAGUUCAUCCAUCCAUAUUUCAUUUUAAAAUAUUUUGUCAAUUGCUCAACUCAGAUUGGGACAUCUGCGGAUUUAUCUAUCUAAAUGUCACCUACAUUCGUAAUUUACCUUUUUAAAAAGAUGUGUGUGUAUGAUAUCAAAGCCACACAUUCUAAAAGAAAGAAAUGGUCGUUAUUGUUAAUAAUCUGCUAAUGUUAUACUGU